Messenger RNA from Papaver somniferum (opium poppy), 744 nucleotides. RefSeq lists its product as uncharacterized. The record is from RefSeq and is a predicted model, not a curated record. The coding region runs from base 1 to 744 and encodes 247 amino acids. Lineage: Eukaryota; Viridiplantae; Streptophyta; Magnoliopsida; Ranunculales; Papaveraceae. The transcript has a single exon.
AUGGAAAUGGUAUGCGAGAGAACGGGUAAGAAGGGAGAAAGUCACAAAGGCAAGAAUUACAAGUAUGAGAAGAAGACGACUAUGGUCUAUAAAACAAAUUCGAAGAAGUGUGAAUGCCCGUUCAGGAUUGUUUUCAAAAGACGCCAUGAAGACGAUAUAUUCCGAUUGUAUAGUAUUCCGGACGGUCGUCACAACCAUCCUCCACCCACAAGUUUAUAUGGACACCCUGCAUAUGCCCGGUUGAAACCACAUCAGAUGGAUAAAGUUAGGAAGAUGAAGGGAUUUAGACCACUUAAGAUCCUAAAUGAAAUAAGGGCGGAAGAUAAGGAUAACUUGUCCACCAUUUCCACAAUCAACGCCGCCAAAGCAACGAUUAAGAGAACUGAAUGGGAUGGUAGGUUCAUUAUGCAACAAUCAGAGUGGUUAGCAGAAACUCUUAACUACGCCAUGCAAACUAAGGUGGGUCCGGAUGAGAAAGUGACUCAUAUUUUUCUUGCACAUCCAAGGAUGGUGGAUUUGGCUCAGUGUUUUUACCAGGUUCUAUUCAUAGAUUGCACCUACAAUACAAACAAGUAUAACAUGCCGAUAUUGAACGUGGUUAGCCAUACUUCGGAUAAAAAUUCAUUCACCGUUUGCAUGGUGCUUUGUGGAAAAAUAAGAAAUAGAGGACUAUGUUUGGGCGUUGGAACAAGUGAGGUUGAUUUACCGUGGAGAAGAGACGCCACAGGUUAUAUUUACGGAUAA